UCUGCCAACUGCUGCUGGCUUGUCGCUGAUGGCGCACUCACUCUGUCCUGGGCACCAUCCACUCUCCUGGUCGUCCCUUCUUCUCUCUUCGGUUUUCUUGGUGUGUCGACGCUCGCCUCGGCGGUGACUUUAUCCGCUUCCAGGGCAACAUUUUACCCCGAAUCAACACGACAGUUUGGGAGGAUGAACCCCCAGUGUGACCGUUGCAGGAAGAUCGUGUAUCCCACGGAGAAAGUGAGCUGCCUGGAUAAGAACUGGCACAAAGGAUGCUUCCACUGCGAGGUUUGCAAGAUGACCCUGAACAUGAAGAACUACAAAGGUUACGACAAGCUUAAACAUUUUCUGAUAUGCAUAACCAACCACAACUUACAGCCCUCAGAGCCAGGUAACAAUCCAGCAAUCGUGGACUUUGUGAACUCAGAGCCGAGUAACGAUCAAGAUCCACCUGACCCGGGGCCACUUUACCAAGAUGAAUGUUCUAAUUCACUGCCUGAAAUAUCAGCCAGCACUUCAGAACAUGUUUUCCUGCCAUCUCCGUACAAUAUCAUCACACACGAGGUCUGGCUGGAAACUCCACCGGUGCAGCAGCCCCCAGUGACGUACACCGUUACAGCCUAUCCUCACGUGGGCUACUUGGCCCAUAGUCGAUCCAGAAGAACCGCCUGCCUCUUGCCUCGUUCUCACAGCACCUCUGAGCUGAGACCAGAGAAGAGCAACAGCUUGACCCGAUCUGCCAGCUUGGUCGACAUGUUCCUCAAGGACUUUGAGCACUUUACUCCUGACGUCACCUUGGGGGGGGAGAAGGCAACCUACAGGUUGCAAUGCUUCAGGGCCGGCCGGUACCAGUGCACGGUGACGGGCCUGGUGUUCGAUAUGGAUGGAGAGGGGGAUGUAUGUUACGGGACCAUCCCAUGGAAGCUGAGCCUACUGGCCCAGCAUCACAAGAAGCCUGCAGGGCCGCUUUUUGACAUCCAGUGUGACAAGCCGUCCGUGCGGCAGCUUCACCUGCCUCAUUGUGAGAUCCCAUCCACGGGCGGGCACCGCCACUUGUCAGUGGCUCACGUGAGAGGUGAGGGCAUCGAGCUGAUCACCCCUCAGGAGACCACCGACACGCACGUCAUCGCCAACAUAAUGGGCUUUUCGGCUUUUGGGCUCAUGCGAGAUGAAGACGCGCCUCGCCUCCCGAUCCAAGCGCUGGUGCUGGUCUUCCUCAUUCCCGAGCCGCCGUCCGUUUUAAAUGUGCUGUUAGUGCCGGAGAACGAGGUGGUGGAUGAAGUCAUUCGUAUCCGGAGUGGACGCAAUCCCAGUGAGGGCUUUGUCAACACCAUUUCAGAAUGCAUCCUGGUCCCACAGCAGCAGUACAUUCUGACCACCACGCUAGGAGAGCUGUUGCGAAUUCAACCAAAUAGAGCGACUUUUUACGACAGCCCUCGCAGAAACUUCAUGAAUUCAUUCCAAGUACUUGGAAUAGACAACUUGGACACCAUCCAUCUGACUCUGAGGGAGCAUGACAACCUCGAAGGCCACGUCUGGUACGCCGAGGUUCCUUUGAGACACGCAGUGCACCGUCGUCGUGGCGUCGCGGUCGAAGAUCUGAGAAACGCCUGGACCGGCUUCGUCAACAGAGUAUCACGCGCGGUCCUCGAGACUCUGGUGGACCGUUUGUUUGAGGAAGGGUUCUUAAACGAGAAUGAAAGAGACGAGAUACACGAAGUUCGCAUGAGAAGGCGCAAGGCGCGUGCCGUCAUGGGCAGAGUGAUCAACAUCGGCCCGCGGGCUUGCACACGAUUCAUUACAUUACUUCGUGAGGAAGACCCCCACGUCUCGGCUACUCUCGGCUUGUGACGAACAGGCAGAAAGGUUCUUUAUGAAGUGACCGGACUUAUAAGUGUUGGACGGGUGAUUCAUUUGUCUUGAGCAAUGUGUUUCAUGAAAUCGCACGCAAGCAUCAUAUUUUAAACCUGCAACACCGACAAUGAAAGAACACGUCUGGUCUGUUUGACGACAUCGGAAACUGCGACUGAAUACACUUUGCACUGACAUUACCUGCCGUAUAUUCUCGAGGUGCUCUGGAUAAAAUGUGAUUCCCUUCAAUUCUUUGUGAUUUGACCUGUCAAACUCAUCUGCAAAGUACUGAACUUGUCAUAUAGAGUAGAGUAGAUGUUCCGAGAUAUUUAGCAUUCUGCUCACAAUGGAUGCACCCACACAAGGCCUUUAAAUGCUUAUAUGCCUCACACACCUGACUUCCAGUCAGGACUUCCAGUCAUGUAUUAACUUGUGUACACCUCGCUGCAUGUUUUGAGGCGGGAAUGUAACAAAGUUAAAGUGCAUCUUACACUUCUGUUACAUUGUUACGUACAGUAUGCCAUAUUUAGGGUGAAUGAGACGGGUUUCCUGCAAAAAAAAAUGAAUGAAUGAGUGGGUGGGUUUUCUCACAAAUAAAAAUAAUAUUAACGUGUAUUAAUUCAUUUAUUGUUUAAAAAAUAAUAAAAUGUAUUAUCUUGAGAAAAUAAAUCUGUGAAUAUCCAGGGGGGAACAAAUUCCAAACUGUGAACAGGUGGAGAGCUACUGUAUAGUUAUCUUUGGUCGGUGUGACGUUACUGGUGCAAGCAUCGCCAUCUACUGGACUUACUGUACCGUACUGACAAAUAAAAUACGUUUUAUAUCAUAAAAUACAACGGAAGUUUGUUC
Molecule: messenger RNA, 2691 nt
Organism: Dunckerocampus dactyliophorus (ringed pipefish)
Lineage: Eukaryota; Metazoa; Chordata; Actinopteri; Syngnathiformes; Syngnathidae
Exons: 2
Coding region: 184-1845 (553 amino acids)
Biological process (GO): regulation of apoptotic process
Source: RefSeq, a predicted model, not a curated record